GAGAUCUCCAACCGUGAGAAGAGGAGCUAACCGAGAUGACUCCGACGAUGGCCGUUCGAUGUCCGACGGUGCUUCUGGUGACUGCUUCGUCUUCCAGUUGCAGCAGAGAAGCUAAACCGAGAAGGCGAGAAGGCACCGUCAAAAUCGAUUCUUCUUCUUCGAUGUGGCUUCUAUUCUUCCUCAUGAUUCAUGAGCUUCUAAACUUCAUUGAUGGGAGUCCGAUCAUCGUACAUGCAUGUACAAAGGUUACAGUGAAUCUUUGUUUUUGCGUUAAUUCAGAAGAGAUGAAGAGGGUUAGAGAUGAGGUUUACGUUGAACCUCAUAUACGAGGAGGACAUACUGUUUCGUCUCGAGGAGAAACAAAUAGUAAGCCUUUAACGAUGGGAGGACUAACAACAGGUGAUGCCUUGAGGCUUGAGCUAUCUCAAAGCUGUGAAAGAUAUGUUUCAAGACAAGAAAGACAAGUAUGACACUUUUCUUGAAGUCAUGAAGGACUUUAAAGCUCAGAG
Eruca vesicaria subsp. sativa (arugula) is the source of this 509-nucleotide messenger RNA. The record is from the annotation of a GenBank genome assembly. NCBI's taxonomy places the organism in Eukaryota, Viridiplantae, Streptophyta, Magnoliopsida, Brassicales, Brassicaceae.